Drosophila guanche is the source of this 1806-nucleotide messenger RNA. RefSeq names its product probable aminopeptidase NPEPL1 (gene grsm). Gene Ontology annotation, cellular component: cytoplasm. Gene Ontology annotation, molecular function: manganese ion binding; metalloaminopeptidase activity. The record is from RefSeq and is a predicted model, not a curated record. Gene Ontology annotation, biological process: proteolysis. Lineage: Eukaryota; Metazoa; Arthropoda; Insecta; Diptera; Drosophilidae. The transcript has 6 exons. The coding region runs from base 124 to 1785 and encodes 553 amino acids.
GGUCACACUGAGUUCAAGUCAAAUUGGCAAAAAUUAAACAAAAUUUGUCGAAUCGAAUUGCACUGACAGUGCACAAUUUAGAGGACAAAUUUAUCCAGCGAUCUGCUAUCCGAGUGCCGGUUAAUGCGUUUACUGCACUGCGCUCAGGCCCUACGCAGAUUUGUAUCCCGCAGCUACAGCAGCCGCAUCGGAAAGAUGGCCACGGACAUCAGAAUUAAUGGCUCGUUGAGCGCCAGCGAUCCGCAGGCACACCCCGUGCUGAUCAUCGGACAGCUGCGUCAUCUGAAUCUCCUGAAGUUCGACAAUCUGGCCAGCAAGCUGUGCCCACGUGUGACCGAGGAGACCUUCCUGAAUGCCAUUGCCUGUCUUCAUCCGGCGCCCACGGACAAGGUGUCGCUGUAUCUGGAUGUGGCCACAGUGGCAUCACUCCCGUUGAAGGCGUCGCGUCACAAUACCGCCUCGCGUGCCCACGCCAUCACGCGUCUGGUGAAGAACCAUGUGCUCAAUGUGAGCGAGGAGAGCGUGGUGCUGGUCUGUGAGCGCGAGAACAUCUUUGCCAGCGCCUGUGCCGUGGUGCGUGCCUUCCCGCUGUACUCCCGCAAGACGGGCAACGGCGCCCAGGCCAAGACCCCCACUGGGGAAGCUGGCGACGGGGACAACAGUCGCAACGUGGUCAACGUGGAGUUCGUUGUGAUCGACAAGGAUGGCGGCAUUGAGAGCAACCCGCUCACCCCAGAUGAGAUCAAGUGCCUGAACGAGACGGCCCGUGGCAUUCGGCUCACAGCGCGCAUUGUGGACAUGCCCUGCAACGAGAUGAAUGUCGAUCACUUUGUUCAGACCAUCGAGGAGUUGGCCCGGGAGCUGUUACUGGAGCCGCAGAUCAUCCGCGGCGAGGAGCUGCGCGAGCGCGGCUUUGGUGGCAUCUACGGUGUGGGCAAGGCAGCCGCCGUACCCCCAGCACUCGUUGUGCUCUCCCACCAGCCUAAGGGCGCCCAGGAGACCAUUGCCCUGGUGGGGAAGGGCAUCGUCUACGACACUGGCGGCCUGAGCAUCAAAGGCAAGACUGCCAUGCCGGGCAUGAAGCGUGACUGUGGCGGCGCUGCUGCCAUUCUGGGCGCCUUCUAUGCGGCAGUCAAGUGCGGUUUCAAGGACAAUCUGCACGCGGUCUUCUGCCUGGCCGAAAACUCCGUGGGACCCAAUGCCACGCGUCCCGAUGAUAUUCACACUCUGUACUCCGGCCGCACCGUUGAGAUCAACAACACGGACGCCGAGGGCCGCCUGGUGCUGGCCGAUGGCGUUUGCUUUGCCAACAAGGAUUUGAAGGCCAACAUUAUACUCGACAUGGCCACGCUGACAGGCGCUCAGGGCGUAGCAACAGGCAAAUACCAUGGCGCCAUAUUGACAAACUCGGAGACAUGGGAGGCCAAGUCGUUGCAGGCUGGACGCAAAUCUGGCGAUUUAUUGGCGCCCAUCAUUUACUGCCCCGAAUUGCAUUUCUCUGAAUUCGCAUCGGCCCUUGCCGAUAUGAAAAACUCUGUGGCGGAUCGACAGAAUGCCCAAUCCUCGUGCGCCGGCAUCUUUGUGGCCGCCCAUUUGGGCUUUGACUAUCACGGCGUUUGGAUGCACGUUGACAUGGCCACGCCCGUUCAUUGCGGAGAACGUGCCACUGGCUAUGGCGUUGCGCUGCUGCUGACGCUCUUUGGCAGCCACACAAACUCCUCGCUGCUGCAGUCCAUAGCGCCCACCGAUGAGGAGCCACCCACCAAGCGUCUGUGCCGCGAUUAGCCACAGCAACCAGCAAGUGCC